CACAACAUAUGGAGCAAGCAGGUUCCUUUACCAGUGUCAGUGAACUCGGGCAAUGUGUACGAUUAUUAUGACAUUCUCGAAGAGAUUGGAACGGGAACAUUUGGCGUGGUGCAUCGCUGCCGGGAGAAAGCUACAGGCAACAUUUAUGUGGCCAAGUUUAUUGACACUCCUGGAAUUCUCGAAAAAACGACCGUUCGUAACGAGAUUGCCAUCAUGAAUCAAUUGCAGCACCGAAAGCUGCUCAACCUCCACGAUGCCUUUGAUGGUCGCAACGAGAUGGUUCUUAUCAUGGAGUUCCUCUCCGGCGGCGAGCUGUUUGACCGAGUUGCCGAUGAUAGCUACCAAAUGAACGAGGCUGAGGUAGUCAAAUACAUCUCACAGGUUCUCGAUGGAAUUUUGCAUAUGCAUGAGGCCAGCAUUGUUCACUUGGAUGUAAAGCCCGAGAACAUCAUGUGUGAGACGAGCAAAUCAACAGACAUCAAGCUGGUUGAUUUUGGCCUGGCAACAAAGCUAAAUCCUAAGGAGCUCGUUAAGGUGACAACUGCGACCGCUGAGUUUGCCGCUCCUGAAAUCGCAGAUCUCGAGCCUGUCGGUUUUUACACAGAUAUGUGGGCUAUUGGAGUUUUAACUUAUGUCUUGUUGAGUGGACUUUCGCCAUUUUCUGGUCGCGACAAAUUAGAGACGCUGGAUAAUGUCCGAAGAGGCGAAUAUUCAUUUGACUACAAUGAGUUCAAAGGCAUUUCGGAUAAAGCCAAGGACUUUAUAAGUCAUCUGCUACAAAAACAGCCUAAGUAA
This is a messenger RNA of Protopolystoma xenopodis, 795 nucleotides long. The record is from the annotation of a GenBank genome assembly. Lineage: Eukaryota; Metazoa; Platyhelminthes; Monogenea; Polystomatidea; Polystomatidae.